Messenger RNA from Leptopilina heterotoma, 1428 nucleotides. RefSeq names its product protein lifeguard 4-like. Gene Ontology annotation, cellular component: membrane. The record is from RefSeq and is a predicted model, not a curated record. NCBI's taxonomy places the organism in Eukaryota, Metazoa, Arthropoda, Insecta, Hymenoptera, Figitidae. Gene Ontology annotation, biological process: negative regulation of apoptotic process. The transcript is spliced from 6 exons. Bases 384 to 1139 code for a protein of 251 amino acids.
CAUACUGUCGGUAAAACUAUCAGCUGUAAGUUACUUAACACACGAAAAUAUUUUUACGGUUGGGUUGCUAACAUACAACGUUAUACGUGAAGCGAAAAGUUUCCAAUGUAUCACGAAAUGAUUAAACAUUCGGGAUGUACAUUUACUAACGCGUGACACAUUUACAACGAUAAGCGUAAUAAUUUUACUUUUUAAUUGUGAAAAUACUAUAUGGGUGUUAAAUUAUUACGUGUACCGUAGUAAAAUUACAAACUGGAAAAUUUAAAAUUAACGACCCGAUUGUAAUUCAACAUUGGUCUUUUUUACAGUGUGCGCAUUGAACUAAAGUUCAGUGUUGACAGAUGAAAAGUGUGGUUAUGUCAAGGGUUUCGUGAAUUAUAAAAAUGACGACCCCUUUAGUAUUAUCUCAAGAUGACAUCGAAGCGGGGGGAAAUAAACACGAAUUUUCAAAUCAUGGAAUUGAGGGAGAUUUUACGUACAAUAAUAAUGUUCAUUCUGCCAACAUGAGUAUUAGAUUAGGUUUUUUAAAGAAAGUCUACGGUCUUCUCUCUAUACAGUUGUUAAUAACCGUGGGAGUUGGUGCAAUUUUCAUGUUCUCCGGGGACCCAGUUAAAGAAUAUGUUUUUGAAAAUUCCUGGGUAGUUUUUACGACUUGUAUCGUGACGUUUAUCAUUUUAAUCGCACUUCAUUUCAAAAGAAGAGAACAUCCAACGAAUUUGAUUCUCCUAACGGCGUUUACACUCUCGGAGUCGUUACUCAUAGGAAUUGUCGUAUCCUUAUUCGAUGCCUUGAUGGUAAUUGAAGCAUUUUUCAUAACAUUCUUUGUUGUAUUGAGUCUGACGCUCUACACCUUCCAAUCAAAGAAAGAUUUCUCUUCCAUGGGUGCAGGAUUGUACGCAGGAUUAUGUGUUCUGAUAGUAGGCGGUUUCAUUCAAAUUUUUGCUCAAAAUACAAUUUUAGAAAUGACAAUAUGCAUCGCUGGAGCAAUGAUAUUCUCCCUGUACAUUAUCUACGAUACGCAUAUGUUAAUGCACAAACACUCCCCAGAGGAAUACGUCCUUGUAACCGUUGAACUUUAUUUAGAUAUCAUCAAUCUAUUUUUAUAUAUUCUUCGAAUUUUAGCAGCAGCUAAAAAAUAAGUUCUUCCUUUUUUGGGAAGAAUUUCAUUUGCAUUGAAAUUAAAAGCAUUUAAAUUAACCACUAUAAAAAGACGUCAUUAGACAUCAGCAAUACAUUCAAAGAAUCUACGUGGCAAAAUUACAUUAAUAUUAAUAAUAUGGUAAACUUUAUUCAAACAUUCGCAUGAUAAAAAUAACAGUCUUUUUUUUUUUUUAAAGAGAGAGAGAAAAGUGGCUAUAGAUGUCAAAUUAAAAAAAAUAUAUAUAAAUAUUGUAAUCAAAGAUUUCAAUUAUAAAUAAUGAAAGUUUA